This is a messenger RNA of Cyclopterus lumpus (lumpfish), 1116 nucleotides long. Its product is annotated as 5-hydroxytryptamine receptor 1B-like. Bases 1 to 1116 code for a protein of 371 amino acids. Gene Ontology annotation, molecular function: G protein-coupled serotonin receptor activity. Lineage: Eukaryota; Metazoa; Chordata; Actinopteri; Perciformes; Cyclopteridae. Gene Ontology annotation, biological process: bone remodeling; chemical synaptic transmission; regulation of behavior. The transcript has a single exon. Gene Ontology annotation, cellular component: plasma membrane. The record is from RefSeq and is a predicted model, not a curated record.
AUGGAGCUGUGGAACGACUCCGCCAACGACACCCGGCGUGGCAAUUUCACGUCGAAAGAGGAGGAGGAGGAGGCGGACGGCAACGUGGCUCUGCGGUCGGGUCUGGCCGUGACCUUGACCCUCAUCACUUUGGCCACCACGCUGUCCAACGCCUUCGUCAUCGCCACCAUCUACCAGUCCCGGAAGCUGCACACGCCGGCCAACUUCCUGAUCGCCUCGCUGGCCGUCACCGACCUGCUGGUGUCCAUCCUGGUGAUGCCCGUCAGCGCGCUGUACACCGUCAGCCAGACCUGGACCCUGGGGCAGGCGGUGUGCGACAUCUGGCUGUCCUCGGACAUCACCUGCUGCACCGCGUCCAUCCUCCACCUGUGCGUCAUCGCGCUGGACCGCUACUGGGCCAUCACGGACGCGCUGGAGUACACCAAGAAGCGCACGGUGGGGCGCGCCGCCGGCAUGAUCGCCACCGCCUGGGUGAUCGCCAUCUCCAUCUCCCUGCCGCCCUUCUUCUGGCGCCAGGUGAAGGCGGAGGAGGUGACGAGCUGCAACGUGAACACCGACCACAUCUUCUACACCAUCUACUCCACCUUCGGCGCGUUCUACAUCCCCACGCUGCUGCUCAUCGCCCUGUACGGGAGGAUCUACGUGGAAGCCCGCAAGCGCAUCCUGAAGACGUCGCACCGCAAGCCGGGGAAGAGGCUCACCUCGGCGCGCCUCAUCACCAACUCGCCCGGCUCCGUGGCGUCCACCACGUCGCUGAACUACGGGACGACCGACGCGUCCUCCUGCGACACUACCUCGUGCGCCGCCGCCGCCGUCAAAGUCACGGUGUCCGACGCGCUGCUGGAGAAGAAGCGCAUCUCCGCGGCCAGAGAGAGGAAGGCGACCAAAACUUUGGGAAUAAUCCUGGGAGCCUACAUCAUCUGCUGGCUGCCGUUCUUCAUCUACACCCUUCUAGUGCCUGUCUGCGAGUCGUGCUUCCACCCGGAGCUCUUUGACAUCUUCACCUGGCUGGGCUACCUCAACUCCCUGAUCAACCCCAUCAUUUACACCAUGUCCAACGAGGACUUCAAGCAGGCUUUCCACAAGCUAAUACGGUUCAGAUGCUGCAGAGCCUGA